GGCUCUCUUGGCAGUCACCAUGAGGGCGCUGCUCCUGCUCUGCUGCUGCCUGGCCUCGCUGCUGCUUUCAGGACAAGCAGAACUGCAAGUCUCUGCUGCGGGUGGCACAGAAGAUGUUGGCAAUUUGUUGGAGAAUCAUUUCUCUGCUGGAGAUGCAAGUCUAGAGGAGAAAGAAAGGGCGCUUUAUGCAGAUGCGGCCCCUGGAGACAAGAACCUGCUCCUUCACUACCCAGACGGCAGGGAGGCUGAGAGCUUGGAGCAGACACCGGCAGGGGCCCCUUCCACUGCCAACGGCCAGGGCUCCGAAUCCGAAGCUAGCCUGUCUAAUACCUCAGCUGCAGAGUCAGCUCCAUCUGGGGAUACCGAAGGGCAAGGGGAGGAAGAGAAGGGCCCCGCAGCAGCAGGCACCCUUCCUCCAGGAGGGGAGGAGGGGCCAGAAGAAGAGAGGCCAGAGAUUGGUUCCGGAGAGGAACCAGGACAGGAGGGGGCUGCCAGCGUGGGGGCAGAAGUACAAGAGGGGAGUAGUGGGGCUCCUGGGGAAUUCCAGGGACUCUUAGGCGGUAGCCCCGCGGAAGAGGCAGCAGCAGGGACAACAGAGUCCACAGCCACCCAGGUUUCCCUUAGCGUAGAGGGUGAAGAGGAUGAUACAGCGGAGGCAAGGGACAAGGGCAACACAGGGUCUGGUCACCAAUCCACAGAACUGGAUGGAGUCCAGGAUGCCACAGUUGCUGGAGAUGAAUCAGAGGCUGAUAUGGCUGCAGAAGUCAGGGAGGCAGAGGACCAGCCUCCGGGCCACAGCCUGCAGUCAGAAGAGGAAGCCAUUGUAGGGCCCGAUCACCAGGCCACUGACCUAGAUGCAGUCUCUGACCACAUGUCUUCUGGAGGAGAGGCAGGAGAAGCUGCAGAAGGAGCAGCUGACCAGAGCCAAGAAGUCGAGGCUAGCCCAGGGUCUGGUCACCAGCCUACAGAGCUAGUUACAGCCCUGGAUGCCACAUCUGCUGGAGAAGAAUCAAAAGCUGAGGUGGAUACAGAAGCUGGGGAGAAGGCUGAGGACCAAGGGGAACCUAGACCUAGCCAGGAGGCUGGCUCGGCUAUAGAGGCCAAUGAACAGUCUGGGGAUACCCAGAGUUCCAAGGACAGGGAGACAGAGAACUACCUUCCUGAGGCCCAGGUAUCAGGGACGCCUGAGGAGGGCCUGGCUGAGGCCUCCUCUGAGGAAGAGGGUGGUGAAGAAGGAGGAAGUGAAGAAGGAGGAAGUGAAGAAGGAGGAGCUCCGUCUAAGGAGGAGUCUGAAGAAGACAGCGGUGAUGGAGCUAGCUCAGAAGAAGAGGGGAACGGCUCUGGGGAGGCUGGGGAGCCCCAGGAAGCAGCAGGAACCACAGAACAUGAGGAGGAAGGCAACCCGCUUGAUGUGGAAGAUUUGGACGCGGGGUCUGAGGGUGGCAAGACCCAAGAAGCAGAGGCGGAGGCAUCCAAAGAAAGACAGCAGGGGAGAGGGAAUCCUGUAAUUGCUCACCAGGAAGAGACGGAGGAUGUGAGUGAAGAGGCUCCCCUGAGGGACCGCUCCCAUAUUGAGAAAACCCUGAUGCUGAAUGAGGACAAACCAGCUGACGACUACACAGCGGUGCUGCAGCGGCUGCGGAAGAUCUACCAUACGUCCAUCAAGCCCCUGGAGCAGUCUUACAAGUACAAUGAGCUGCGACAGCAUGAGAUCACAGAUGGAGAGAUCACCUCCAAGCCAAUGGUGCUGUUCCUGGGACCGUGGAGCGUUGGCAAAUCCACCAUGAUAAACUACCUCCUUGGGUUAGAAGAAACUCGCUAUCAGCUUUAUACAGGUGCUGAACCUACCACCUCCGAGUUCACCGUCCUUAUGCAUGGGCCCAAGCUGAAAACCAUUGAGGGCAUCGUCAUGGCUGCUGACAGCGCCCGAUCAUUCUCACCCCUCGAAAAGUUUGGCCAGAAUUUUCUGGAGAAGUUGAUUGGCAUUGAGGUUCCCCACAAACUUCUAGAACGAGUCACUUUUGUAGAUACACCAGGCAUCAUUGAGAACCGCAAACAGCAGGAAAGAGGCUACCCCUUCAACGAUGUGUGUCAGUGGUUCAUCGACAGGGCCGACCUCAUCUUUGUUGUCUUUGAUCCCACCAAGCUGGACGUGGGCCUGGAGCUGGAGACGCUCUUCCGCCAGCUGAAGGGACGGGAGUCCCAGAUAAGGAUCAUUCUGAACAAGGCCGACAACCUGGCCACGCAAAUGCUCAUGCGGGUGUACGGAGCUCUCUUCUGGAGCCUGGCCCCUCUCAUCAAUGUCACAGAGCCUCCACGGGUUUAUGUCAGCUCCUUCUGGCCACAGGACUAUAAGCCCGACACCCACCGGGAGCUGUUCCUCAAAGAGGAGAUCUCGCUGCUGGAAGACCUGAACCAGGUGAUCGAGAACAGGUUAGAGAACAAGAUCGCGUUUAUUCGCCAGCACGCCAUCCGUGUCCGCAUCCACGCCCUUCUAGUUGACCGUUACCUACAGACUUACAAGGACAAAAUGACCUUCUUCAGUGAUGGGGAACUGGUUUUUAAGGACAUUGUGGAAGAUCCUGAUAAAUUCUACAUUUUCAAGACCAUCCUGGCAAAGACCAACGUCAGCAAGUUUGACCUUCCCAACCGUGAGGCCUACAAGGACUUCUUUGGCAUCAACCCCAUUUCCAAUUUCAAACUCCUCUCCCAGCAGUGCUCUUACAUGGGGGGCUGCUUCCUGGAGAAGAUUGAACGGGCCAUCACCCAGGAGCUCCCGGGCCUUCUGGGGAGCCUGGGGCUUGGGAAGAACCCAGGCGCUCCUAACUGUGACAAAACAGGUUGCGGCGAGGCCCCAAAGAAUCGCUAUAAGAAGCACUAGGUCGUGCGUAGCCAUUCUCGGGGGCCCCAUGGGUGAAUGAGCUUGUGUCCUAACUGUCUGAGAAGUCCCGGUUUUUAGCCCUUUGAGCCAUACUGGUGACAAUCAGUCUGAAUUGGAGAUUUGGGAGUUCAUUGAGGCCGGUGAAUCGGGGAAGGAACAAGGGAGGAGAGUGGAAACUGUGAAUUAUAGUGUGCUUGUCUUAUUGCUUCAGUUAGAAGGCCUGGCACAGGGCAGUCAGGCUUCCCCUGUUUUUCCUGGGUCAUGUCUUGGAGGGACAGAGAGCAGCUAACUUCUAAUGAAUACUAAGGUAAUGAGGGUCAAAUAAGCUAAACUCAGUUGAAAUUUCCCAAGUAAUAGAGGGUUCUCAGAUCAGUGUCAACUCCUUUCACACAAAUCUUCUGUCCGUUCCCCAUCUCUCCUUGGCUCCCUCCUAAGUUUGGGUGGAUUUUCAGCAGUGGACAGUCUCUUGAGUCUGAUCUUCAUGAACUCGGAACCCAGCCUUGGAAUCUCCUUCCUGUCUUCCCAAUGGGUAGGGCAUCCAGGAGACUCAAAGUUUUCAGCUUAGUGUUGGCCGGCCACUCCAGGUACCAUUUCACUGAUGUCUCAGUUGGAGAGCUCAGCUCGGUUGGCCCCAGAAGGAGGGUGACAGGGUGAUGAACUCAAGAACUCUUCCUCCUGGAAGUGACUUACAGGAAUGUGCUGGAAGGGCUCAAGGUUUAGUUGGUUUGCAGUGUGUCUUUGUCUGUUGCAUGUCUUGGAAAACUCAGAUCACAAAGGUGUUGAUUUCAGAAAGGACAUGGGGACCUUGCUCCUGGUCCUUGGAGGUUUCUCUGGACAGUCCCCUCUCUCAAGUGUCAGGGGAAACUGUUUCUACAACUUCUUUGUGGGAGCACUUGACAGAGGACAUGUCUCCUCUGGUUCCCAGAAGUGUGGCUUUUCCUUCCCCUUCUCCAUUCCCUGAUGCACCAAUACUUCCCUCUGAGAGAAAUUCCCUAGACUCAGAACCAGCCGCAGCCCCGUGGCAUGGGUGGCAGACAAGGCCUGAGGUUCAGGUCCAACCUGAACUUCUGCAGAUGUCCACGGAAUGCAGUCAGGACCGUCACACACCAGUGAGUGUGCAUUUGUGUGUCCACUGUAAGCUAGGACAAUAGCAGACUCGAGGGCACAGAGAAAGGACUCCUGAGAGUCUUGCAUGGCAGACAUACGCUGCCACCUUGGAGCGCAUGGGGACAUGAAGCCUUGGGGGGAUGAAGGGCUUUUGGACGGAGCAGCUCAGGGAAGGUCAGACUAUCUUGAGGGCUUUCUUUGAGCACAGCUGGCUGCGUUUUUUUGGGAGCAAGCUGUCUUUGCUUUUGCCUUGACUUCGAGGCAUGGGUUGGGAUCCACCAGUACCAGUGAGUCAUCUGGAGCAGAAGGAAAGUGGGAAGGAAGGUUGAGCCAGAGCUGUUCCUUCUGAGGAUCAGGUAGGGAGUAGAAGCAGAUGGGUACGCGGUAGGGCUACAUAGAGAACUUCAGUUUAGGAAUUCACGUCUUUGAACACUUAGUCUGGCGCCAGCUGGGAGGGAGGGGAGCUGCUGCCUUGGCUGUGUGUAGGGCCCAGGAUCUCCCACAAGCCACAGGCUCCAAAGCUGCCAGGACACUGUUUCCAAGGAGUGAGUUCCUUCCACAGGGUCAUGCAUGGAACCUGGUGGCUCGGGCAGAUGAGCUGCAGUCUACCUUUUCCCAUUAAAAUACACAUCCAACCGCAGAGCUCCUCUCAUCUCUUCAGUACUUAUUCUCUGGAGAGACUGUCCCCCCGCCCACCUUUCUCCUUCAUGCGCCUCAUGCCUGAGGGCUUUGUGUAGCAACUCUGUUUUUUCUCAGUGCAGCCAGGGGAGCUGUCCUAGCUGUCAGUGCCUGCAUGCUUGGUGAGAAGCAGGUGAGACAGGCAAAACAAAUUCAUCCAGUAUUUGUGUUGGGGGAGGGGCACUUUAUCGGGGUCACUGUCCUUUUGGGUUUUCCUUCAUCUAUUUCUUCUUUGUCUCCAUUCUGCUCCUCUCCUCACUGCCCGCGCCCACCCAAUUCACGUCCCUCUCCUGCCCACGGGCUGCUGAUGAGCCAGCACAGGGCUCAGCACCCAUCUUUGCCCAGCUCUGCAGAGAUGGAUUUUGAGUAGGAUUCUGACUCCAGGAGGAGGGAGAAACACGAGAACCAGAGAUUCCUGAGUGGAAUAUCCGUGUAGGUGCUGGAACACUGGCUGACCUUUCCCGUCUUCUUUCCAUCCUGGCUUCAUCAGGGAGGGCGUCUCAAUAAAGUUCCAAUCUCUCUUCAA
Messenger RNA from Myodes glareolus (Bank vole), 5192 nucleotides. It is a transcript of the gene Srl, whose product is annotated as sarcalumenin. The record is from RefSeq and is a predicted model, not a curated record. NCBI's taxonomy places the organism in Eukaryota, Metazoa, Chordata, Mammalia, Rodentia, Cricetidae. Gene Ontology annotation, molecular function: GTP binding.